ACGCGCCCUUCCGCGCAUGAGCGGUGCUGACCAGAGCCCGCCAGCCACGGUCUCGGGCGCCAGCUACGCCGCUGCGGCUGUCACUAUGGCCCAUUACAAAGCCGCCGACUCGAAGCGCGAGCAGUUCCGGAGGUACUUGGAGAAGUCGGGGGUGCUGGACACGCUGACCAAGGUGUUGGUAGCCUUAUAUGAAGAACCAGAGAAACCUAACAGUGCUUUGGAUUUUUUAAAGCAUCACUUAGGAGCUGCAACCCCAGAAAAUCCAGAAAUAGAGCUUCUUCGCCUAGAAUUGGCAGAAAUGAAAGAGAAAUACGAAGCUAUUGUAGAAGAAAAUAAAAAACUGAAAGCAAAGCUUGCUCAAUAUGAACCACCUCAGGAGGAGAAGCGUGCUGAAUAGGAUUCUUCUCAGUUGAAAAAGACACUGAAAAAUGGUUUUGUAUGACUUGAAUAGUUUGUAUAGUAUAUGAUCUUUUCUGAACAGAUGAUAUAAAACUUUUAAUAUGUUAAAUUCACUUACCACACUUUGUUAUAAACACAUACUUAGAAUCACUAAUAAACACUCAAUAUCACUUUAUUUGGGAGAAUCCAAAGUAUAUCCUCAAAAAACUACGGAUAUAGCCAUCUAGAUAGUUUUCAUAACCAAAAUACGUUCUGUUUGCCAGUCUGAUUCAGAAUGAUGGUAGUAGUUGUUUUUUAACCAGAGCUUUGAACUGGUUUGUUCCAAUUCGAACCCCUGCUGAGAUAUGCAUUUCUACCCCAGAUACACUGAAUCAGAAUUUACCAUUUAACAAGAUUCCCAGGGGAUUCUUAUGUAUAAUAAAUUUUGAGAACCACUGCUCUACUAGUGGUCCUCAGAAUUGGUCCCUAACCAACAGCAUUAGCAUUGCCUGGCAACUUGUUAGAAUGCAAAUUCUCAGCCAGAACAAACAGGUUCGAAGUCCUGAUUUUAAUCAAGGAAGUUCAGCAUGGAGCUAUUUCUUGGUUAGGUUCAGGACACGCGCACGGGUAUAGUCAUUCUUUAAAAUGAAGAUGACGCUGUUGUUUAUAUUCCCUGUGGGCAGCUGGAGAGAUCUGUGUGACAUACGAUGCUUUUGCACAGGCUCCCAUGAGUCCUCUGCUCUUGUUUAUAUAAUACGAAAUGAAUAACUCUUCUUUGCCACCACUUUGCCUUAGAUAAUCGUGUGUGCCAGUCUGAACUCCGACUGACACCACGUUUCUCUUCUAUGCAAUCAUGCCCUAUCUGAUAAUGUUGCCUUGCUUCACUCUGUGCUUCAGUGGGUCCUACGUGCAUGUUGGUCUUUCUGUGUUAUUUUUCAAUUUGCUAUAAGAGCAGUUACCCUGACUGUAAUUUAUAACUUUAAACGUCCUUUACCCUUACGAAAGCUGUUAGUGAGCAGAGAACAGAGGCAACAGAAAAUUCUGGGUUCAUGCCUAAGCUGGGAUGAGAAGGGGAAUGAGCCAUAUAUCGGGGGAGAUUAUAGUUUUGGGGUAUAAUUAUAUAGUGCUUUUUUCCUCAAAGUAUUUUUCUAGCCUUUGAAUUCAUUUUAUCUUCACUAUACCUGUGAAGUAGGUAGGGCAAGUAUGAGGGAAGGAUGUUGGGUGCUGAAAUUUCAGGCCAAAGACUGUAUUAACAUAAGCCAUUUACUGACUGUAGAAACUUGGCCAUAUCAGUGAACCACUCUGAGAGUCACUUUCUGCAUCUGUUAAAUGAGAAGAAUAUCUGUGCUGCCUACCUCACAGGGUUGUUGUGAGGGUCAGAUGAGUAUGUAUGUGAAAGAUGUGUAAAUGGUAAAGCACUAUAUACUUGUUUGUUUUAUUGUCUUUUGGAAGACCUACAGCCAGAUGUUGUUUUAUUGAUCACUCAUUUUCUUCAAUGAUUGACUGACAUUAACAAGAAGUCCGAUUUCAUGUAUUCUCUCCCAGUUGUUAGAGAACCUGUCUAUUUUUUUGUCAAACCACAACAUAUAAAACAAAAUGACUCCAAGGAAAGCUGGUUUGACUAGCAAAAGGCUCAGCAUCUGCUGGAAACUGUGAUCAAACCAAUUUUAAGGGCAUUUUUAAUCAGUCAUGUUGGCAGGAGUGCGGCCAAUGAUCUGUGCCUCUUCUAGUCACAGGUUUGCUUUUUGUUUUUUUGCGGGGUGGCGAAUACUGUUGGAACAACAUUAACUUGAAUCGAUAUCUUACUAAUUUGAGUGCCUCCGACAUUGACAGCACUGGGUGUUAUGAAGAUGAAUGACUUAAAGUUAAAAGGCACGUAUAUAAGCAAUUACAAUAUAGGAUAGGAUGUGCUAAGAGCCAUGAGAAGUAUAAAAUAUGGCCCUAUGGUAGUUUUGAAAGAGAGAGAGAUUUGGCUUCUUUAAGCAGUUGGUAUGACACUCCCUUUGUGGAUACAGAAGUAGAAAUUAUUUUUGGUAGUCAACGCUCAUUUGAUUUUUUUCCCAUGGGAUUAGUACUAUGUCUGUCAGUAAAUCAGGUGAUUUUUUUUUUUUUUUUACCAUCCCUUUGAAUUGAAGGAAACCCUGGUUGCAUAGUGGUUAAGUGCUACGGCUGCUAACCAAAGGGUUGGCAGUUCGAAUCCACCAGGUGCUCCUUGGAAACUCUUACGGGGCAGUUCUACUCUGUCCUAUAGGGUCGCUAUGAGUUGGAAUCAACUCGAGGGCACUGGGUUUGGUUUGGUUUUUUGGUUUUUGAAUUGAAUGGCAGCAUAUGGGUUGGAUAAUCACACUUAGGUGGAACUGACCUGCUUAAACUUCUGUACCAGUCAGUGCUGUUUAAGAAUUCAGGAUCAGCCAAGGGUGGAUUAUCCCAUAGCCAAGGUAAGCACAGUGCUUACCUUGCUUACCAGAUCAUCUGUAGUGAAAUUGUUUGCUACAGAGUAGUAAGUAAGCCUAUGCUUACCUUGCUUGUCAUCCACCCGUCAGGGAUUGUAAAUUUGAAAAGAGGCUUUGAUUCUGUAGGAAUGUGCUGUGGGGUUGGGAGAGAGACAGAUGCCAGUCAUACCUAGAAGCAGAGUCUUUAAUGUGGUGAAAAAAUGUGAAAUUGUUGACUACAGGUGAUCUGGUAAGCAAGGUGAGCACUGUGGUUACCUUGCCUAUUGGAUAAUCCUUUCCUGGGUUCAGCCUUGUUUCUGGACAUCCUUUUCAAAAUUUAUGUCAAGGAUUUGGAUGAAAACAGUACACUUGAGGAUGCUCAAUGGAGAAGAAAAAGCAUUCUAUAAAUUCAGUUCCUGCUGUGCUUCAGCUUAUCUAUAUGUAAAAUGGAAUUUCAUCUCUGGCCUACCUUACAAGGUUACUGUGAGGAUCAAAUUAAACAUAAUGGAUUUAAAAAUGCCUUGCAAAAUGUAAAGGACUACGUAUGGAUCAGACAGUAAUGUCAGAUCUGUAAGUGCCACAGAGUUGGAAGGGCUGGUUGGUAGGAUACAUUGAAACAAGCUUUAAAAUGAUCAACAACCUGGAGAUUAAGAACUGCUGGGCCUAAAUCAAAAGGCUGAGAUAUCAAGUCUUGUAUUUAGGUUCAAAAAAGCAGUUACACAAGUUUGGGCACUAGAAUUGCUGACAAAGUACUAGUUUCAGUGAUUAUCAAUGUGAACCACUUGUGGCUACUUAAAAAAAAAGUCCAUUUUGGAACGCAUUAAUAGAAAUACCGUCUAGGUUCUAAAUAGUCACCUGUUAUUGGGCAGUAUUGUACUGCAGGUGUCAUACAUUUGAUAGAUGUUGACAAGUUCAAAUGCAUAUGAAGGAGAGCGACCAAUAGGGAGAGGGGCUUUGAAAAU
This is a messenger RNA of Loxodonta africana (African savanna elephant), 3772 nucleotides long. RefSeq names its product MYC binding protein (gene MYCBP). Gene Ontology annotation, biological process: regulation of DNA-templated transcription. Lineage: Eukaryota; Metazoa; Chordata; Mammalia; Proboscidea; Elephantidae. Gene Ontology annotation, molecular function: transcription coactivator activity. The transcript has 5 exons. The coding region runs from base 17 to 397 and encodes 126 amino acids. Gene Ontology annotation, cellular component: nucleus. The record is from RefSeq and is a predicted model, not a curated record.